Cyprinus carpio (common carp) is the source of this 1404-nucleotide messenger RNA. Its product is annotated as L-rhamnose-binding lectin CSL1-like. Lineage: Eukaryota; Metazoa; Chordata; Actinopteri; Cypriniformes; Cyprinidae. The coding region runs from base 97 to 1374 and encodes 425 amino acids. Gene Ontology annotation, molecular function: carbohydrate binding. The record is from RefSeq and is a predicted model, not a curated record. The transcript is spliced from 16 exons.
UUGUUAUCUACAGUAAACAAAUUUGAUAUAAAUAGAAUGUGCACAUGUGUCUUCUUAUGAGAAUUCUAGAGUUUUCCUUCUGUUCACACAUUCAACAUGCUGGUGCAAAAGCUAAGCUGGAUCAUUUUGUUGCUGUUUCUUUGUCAACAUGAAGCAAAAAGAACAUUGAUCUGUGAAGGAGGAUCUGCUUUCCUCAGCUGUGAUUUGGGAUUCAUAAAGGUCCUUGAAGCCAACUACGGGAGGACUGAUUACACAACAUGCGUUAGUGGGAGACCAGCUAAUGAGAUCUCAAAUAAGCACUGUUUUCAAGAAACAUCCCUCCAUACAAUGUCUGCUCGGUGUGAUGGAAGAAAGAGCUGUUCUGUUCCUGCAGUGAACUCAGUUUUCUCUGAUCCUUGUCGUGGGACUUUUAAAUACCUGGAUGUAUCUUAUGACUGUAUUCCAGCAAAAAGAAGUGUAACCUGUGAAAAUACCCAAAGCGUCAUUGUCUGUGAUACUGGUGUUAUUUCUGUUUAUCAUGCCAAUUACGGACGGCGGGAUCUUGUAACCUGCCCUCAUAAAUUAGCAAAAUCACCACACUGUUACUCUCCUCAGACCCGCAGCCUGCGUUCCAGGUGCAAUGGGAGGAAGUCUUGUCAACUAAAUGCUUCAAAUUCUGUCUACACCGAUCCAUGUAAUGGUGUUAUUAAGUAUCUGGAAGUGAUGUACAGCUGUUACUUCCUUGUGUUCAAACAUAUCAACAUGCUGCCACAAAAUCUAAACUUGAUCUCCUUGCUAAUUUUACUGUGUCGACAAGGUGUUGACACAAAAAGAUAUUUUUCGUGUGAAGGUGGCUCUGUUCCACUCAGCUGUGAUUGGGGAUACAUAAAGGUGAUUACAGCCAACUAUGGGCGAACCGAUCACACAACAUGCUCCACUGGAAGAUCAUUUCAUCAGCUCUCAAACGUUGACUGCUUCCAAGAGACAUCCAUCACUGUGAUGUCCAAACGAUGUGAUGGAAGAAAGAGCUGUUCUGUUCCUGCACUGAACUCUGUUUUCUCUGACCCUUGUGUUGGGACUCAUAAAUACCUGGAUGUCUCCUAUUUGUGUCUCCCAUUUAGAAAAAGUGUCACGUGUGAAGGCAGCCAAAGUCUCAUUGACUGUGGUAAUGGUGUGAUUUGGAUUCAUCAUGCCAAUUACGGACGGCGGGAUCUUGUAACUUGUCCUCAUAAAUUAGCAACAUCACCAGACUGUUACUCUCCUCAGACCCGCAGCCUGCGUUCCAGCUGCAAUGGGAAGAAGUCUUGUCAAUUAAAUGCCUCAAAUGCUUCAUUCCGCUCUGAUCCAUGUCCGGAUGUCCAUAAAUACUUAGAAGUGAUGUACAGCUGCAUAUAAUAUUGUGAGUAUCCUGCUAAAUAAAUCUUU